Opisthorchis viverrini is the source of this 567-nucleotide messenger RNA. RefSeq lists its product as hypothetical. The transcript has 3 exons. Lineage: Eukaryota; Metazoa; Platyhelminthes; Trematoda; Opisthorchiida; Opisthorchiidae. The record is from RefSeq and is a predicted model, not a curated record. Bases 1 to 567 code for a protein of 188 amino acids.
AUGUCUGUGGCCGUAUGCUGGGUUAGACUCGGGUAUCAAAUGUGCAGACGACCCAAACUCAUGACCAAGCCGAUUGUGGUCAUAGCCCCCCUGUGCUCCCGAAACCAGGCCGACGAAACCAGCUGCUUCUCCAAAAGCACUUUUUAUUCGACCACCACAGGCCUCUCGCCCACCAAAGGCAGGGACGCCCUGGAGGAGGCAAAUCCCACAUGCAAGCAGCGCCCAAACUACGUGGAGCUAUCAACGCUUAUCUCCGUAUCAGAGGGCACAGCUGCAGCAGCGCACUCGUCAACAAAGUCACAGCCCCUAAACUGGACUGAGUCAGAUGUGCGGGGACAAGGAGCGAAGCCAAUCUCUAGCCCCACUCCGUCAAAAGCUGCAUCUCUGCUUGUGGACCCAACCGUCGCCCAGUACCCCGACACCCAAAGCCACAAACAUGACUACAGCCAUCCGGGAAAUCCCUCGUACAUUCAGUUGUCCACGCUGAUCGCUGGCGGAUCGGGUACCACGGACGAGGCACCACGGGCCCUGGACAGGGAAGAGUAUCCCGCUUGUACACCCCCCUAA